CAGGUGUCUCUUCACCUCCGGUGUGCUCAGUCUGUUCUCACCUGUUGGUUUCGGGGAAAGAGAGCGUCGGUUCAAUGCGCGGAGCUGGAUUAUUGUCACCGAACCCGCUGUGUGUUUCCUCCCCCGGUCCUCAUGUCCCAGGAUAAAGUGUUGUAGACCUGUUCAGACCGCUUCAGGACGGCUGUUGUUUAACUUCCCGGUGUGUCGCCUCACCGAAGCGACACGAUGCGGGAUGUUCACCUGAACAAUGAGACGUGCAGUAACGGGUCUGUGGUCAGGUUGUGGUGCGGCUUCCAGUCUGCAGUGUGUGUGGUCACUGGAGAUCAAACACUGGCCCACACACACCUGAAUGCCAGCGUUCUAUCGACAGAUGUAAACACAACCUACAACCUGUGGCUGGGCCUGACUCUGGCCCUGCUGUCCGCCUUCCUGAUUGGUGGGAGCGUCAUUCUCAAGAAGAAAGCUCUGCUCCGAUUGGCCAACACCGGUCACACCAGAGCAGGUGAUGGAGGUCAUGGCUACCUGAAGGACUGGCUGUGGUGGGGAGGCCUGUUAACCAUGGGAGCUGGAGAGGUCUGCAACUUUGUUGCCUACAUGUUUGCUCCAGCAACGCUGGUGACGCCGCUGGGUGCUUUGAGUGUCCUCAUCAGUGCAGUUCUGUCCUCCUACCUGUUGGGGGAGGUGUUGAACGUGGUGGGGAAGCUCGGCUGUCUGCUGUGUGUGCUGGGAAGCAUCCUGCUGGUCAUCCACGCCCCAGAGGAACAGGAAGUGACCUCACUGCAGGAAAUGACCAACAAGCUGCUGGAGCCUGGUUUCCUGGUGUACGUGUCGGCCGUAUUGGUGCUGUGUGCAGCGCUUGUGUUGUACUUCUCCCCUCGGUUCGGUCGAUCCAACAUCCUCGUCUACAUCAGCAUCUGCUCGCUGCUCGGAGCCUUCACCGUCUCAUCCGUGAAGGGCCUCGCCAUCGCCAUCAACACCGUGUUGUACGAUAUCUCAGUGCUCGCUAGUCCUCUCACCUGGAUCCUGCUUAUCACACUCAUUGUCUCCAUAGUAACGCAGGUGAACUACCUGAACAAGUCCCUGGACACCUUCAACACCUCUCUGGUCUACCCCAUCUACUACGUCCUCUUCACCUCCGUUGUUCUGUCCACCUCCAUCAUCCUCUUCCAGGAGUGGAGGAGCAUGUCGGCCGUGGACGUGGUCACGACGCUGGGGGCCUUCAUGGUCAUCGUGGUGGGCGUGGCCAUGCUCCACCUCUUCAGAGAGCUGCAGAUGACGAUGAAGGAGCUGACCAAUCAGCUGUCUCAGCCAGUGGAGAGGGAGGGUCUAGCGGAGGAGGUGUCAGCCAAUGGAAGACAAGAAGAAACACGGAGGAAUAAAAAAGAGGAUAAAUACGGACUGAUGGACAAUGUGGUGAUAGAGAGUCUUCCUCCUAUGAGAGAGGAGGGACCAAGAGUCUUCAUCAUCAGCUGAAACAGAGAGAGGUUUGUGUUUCCUGUCUGAACUUUGUAGUUCAGACUGCUGAGCGCUGUAGUCCUCGCUCUGACUGAUGUGCACUUUUUUAAAGGUCCAGGCCUCUAGUUUGAUGGCAUUUCAGUUCAUUAUUCAGAUCCACGAGCUUUCACACAAAACAAACACAUACCACAGAUCAACCACAAAGAAAUUCUAAAUCACCACAAAGAAACACAAAAUGACCGCAGAGAAAAAAAUUACUGCAGAAGACACAAAACACAAAACAACUACAAAGAAACUCUAAACAACCACAGAGAGACAACAGUUGAUUACAAAGGAACGCUAAAGAACCACGAAGACACAAAAAACAACUACAAAGAAAUGCUAAAUCUUAAGUAAAGACCUGAGUGUUUUCUUUAUUCAGCGUUUGAAGGUCGAGGCUGAUGUUACACAGUAUUGUUUUAUCGUCAUCAUCUCCCAUGUUUGUCCAUCUCUCAAUACUGUUCCCAAUCUUUCUGUGUCUUAGCUCUGAGUUCAUUGGUUCCUAGUCCCUUCCACUCAACAUGGAACAUCUUCUUUCGUCUAUAGAUAUUUUUUUGUUUUAAUGUGGAGCAUUUUUUCAGUAACUGCAGAUGAGCGAUGGCACCUGAAGCCUCGUCUUGAAUGGGAAUCAGCUGUAAAUAAAUAAUAACCUGCAGCUUAUUUUUAGGUGUGAACUGUAACUUGAGAGCAGAGGGCUUGGCAGAUAAAAUGAAACUGAGCUGAUGACGACCGUUGCUUCAAGUCAGGGGUUUCAGUCCAAAAUAUUUGUUCAUAUUUUGGAAAACUGGCAGUUAAAAGUUGCCGCAUUCAGCCAUUAGCAGCUCCUGUUUGCAGUGUAGACAUUUAUGUACAAACAAGUAUCACUGGAUUACUGUGAUGCUGAAAGAAACUUAAAAACAUGAAGAUUCUCAGUGAAGUUCAGCUCUUAAGACUGAACUGUCAACCAGGUAAAAACGUUCCCUUAAAACAGAAUUGAUUAUCGUAGUAAUAGAUUCAUCUGCAGAUUAUUUUCUUAAGAGAACAUGAAGGUUUUUGUCUCAUAUAAGAUCUGUUCGUUGUUGGUUUUGUUUGUCUGUUCGUGGUGUUUGUUGACAGUAAGAAAAAUACAGAAUAUCACCGGACUACUGCUUUAAAAAAAAAAAGGUUUUAGAAGAAUUAAAACCGAACUCAGUUUGGUGAAAAAUUAACAAAUGCAACAUUUCAAAAAGAUGUUUCUAAAGCACUUGAUUCACUUUAUUCUAUAGUAACUGGUGAAUCUAUAUAUCUUGAAAGGUUUUUCUUCUUUUUUGUAUUUUCUAUUGUAAAGUCUCAGUGUGUACUUAUAUGUCAUUUGUUUAAUUCACAUGGCUGGUGAAAUAUUUUAUUUAUUGCCAUGUUUACGCCGUCCAACUAGAGGUCCAAUGUUCAAACACAGGUCAGUUUGUUUUUUAAAAACGAAGCAGGGAUACCUCCUUGUUUUUAGAAGACUGUCCUCUGUGGUGCCAGGAAAUAAGAGCAGAGUGACACAUCUUUGCUUCUGUUCAUUUGAUUUUAACGUGUUGUUCCUGUUUCCUCUCUGCUGACGGCCAUGAGUCCAUGAAGCAGCAAGACGACACACAUCAGUGCUCAGUGUUUACCACAACUUCAUAACUUUAUUAAAGGAGAGAACACAUAAAACAAAUGUACAAACAGCCAGGAACAGCUUAUGUUCUUCUAAAGCUGUUUAUCGUCCUUUCUGAGACUUAACAGUCAAAUAACUCAUUUGUUUUGCAAAUUAGAAAAUUACCACAAAAUCUGUGGUGCAAAGAUUUGUUUAAGGUUUUGUCCCAGUGGUUUAAAACUGCAGGUACGGCCAAAAGAAAACAGGAUCUUACUGUUUAACUCCUGACGAGUUGUGUUUACACUGAUCAGUAAUGAUGAAUAUACAUGUGUGUAUUUCUGCUGCUGACGACUCAGUUCAUGAAACUCAGAGGAACAAACUAAUUAAAGUAUCUGAACACUAUGAGUCUGUGGAGACACAGACUCAUAGUGUUCAGAUACAAACUGAACACUAUGAGUCAUACAAACAGAUACAAACUGUUCUUAAAGGAACACGUCGCUGUUUUAGCUGAUUCACGUCACGUCACACAUACUUUAAAUAAAUGUUUAUAUUUUUUAAUUUUAGUUCUCUUUCUCUCUGAGAUGUUCAGAUUGAUUGGUUAGUGUAGUUUAGCCUAGUUUAGUUUAGUUUAUCUUAGCGUUGAACUCUUCCUUUAACUUCACCUUUACGAGCCAACAUUGAAAAAUCAGAUGAGACGUUCACAGAUUUUAUUAUUGUAAAUCUUCCUGCAGCAGGUUUCUAGUUGAGCUGUUGUAGUUUUUUAUUGAAAUGAUUCUAAACCACAUGUUGUCUGCAAGAAACAAUGACACUGUUAUGUUUUGGAAAAUUAGCAUUUAUUCAAAGUACGUGUGACUCUGGUUUAGUUCUGUCUCUGAUUCUGUCGCCUUAAACAAACUUUAUAUUUAUUGUUUGUUUUCAACAUGACUUUAGAUUUUUUACUGCACUCAGAUCAUUUCAAUAAAGUUCAGUACAGUUUUA
Messenger RNA from Lates calcarifer (barramundi perch), 4051 nucleotides. RefSeq names its product magnesium transporter NIPA2-like. Gene Ontology annotation, molecular function: magnesium ion transmembrane transporter activity. Gene Ontology annotation, cellular component: membrane. Gene Ontology annotation, biological process: magnesium ion transport. The record is from RefSeq and is a predicted model, not a curated record. NCBI's taxonomy places the organism in Eukaryota, Metazoa, Chordata, Actinopteri, Centropomidae.